AUACACGCAGAACAAGGCCAACCAAGAGCAGCCACAUCAGAGGGAGAGUGCAAAUUGAGGGAAAGGAAAUUCCAUUCUUCUCUCUUUCAAAAUUUUUACGACUAGUAUAGUUUAUUGGUUCUGAGGGAGCUGCUGGUCUCUGAGCCUCUCUGUCCGUUUAUCUGUCAAUGGCUUUGCUGGUUGGUGCAUCAGCUUUGAAGCUCCUUCUCUCUUUACUUCUAUGCCUCAACACUCUCACUUCCUCCUGCCAAGGGAAGGAUCAGAGAACAUGGGAGAGUCGAUACCCGUUCAUCAAACGUGCGAGUUCGUUUUCUUCGUCAGAAUCGGUGACACCGGGGCCGGAAGGCGGGGAUGGCGAAGGAUACGACUACAUAAUAGUGGGAGGUGGGACGGCAGGGUGUCCCUUGGCGGCCACGCUAUCUCAGAAUUAUAGCGUGCUGCUGCUGGAAAGAGGGGGAGCUCCCUUUGGGAACGUCAAUGUGUCCUUCAUGCAGAACUUCCACAUCUCCUUAGCCGACACUUCAUCAUCCUCCGCUUCCCAAUUCUUCGUUUCCACCGAUGGGGUAUUGAAUUCCAGGGCUAGAGUUCUUGGUGGGGGCACUUGCAUCAAUGCUGGCUUCUACACCAGGGCCAGCUCAAGUUACAUCAGGGAAGUAGGUUGGGAUGAAAAACUGGUGAAUGAGUCCUACCCCUGGGUUGAAAAACAAGUUGUUCACAAGCCAGACCUUGCACCUUGGCAGCAGGCAUUAAGGGACAGUCUCCUAGAAGUUGGUAUAUCCCCGUUUAAUGGCUUCACCUAUGAUCAUUUAUAUGGAACCAAGGUUGGUGGUACCAUCUUCGACAGAUUCGGCCGCCGUCACACAGCUGCCGAGCUACUUGCCUCUGCCAACCCUGAAAAGCUCAGUGUAUUGAUACAUGCAACUGUUCAGAAAAUUGUCUUUGACACAAGGGGGAAAAGGCCUAGGGCCACCGGAGUCAUCUUCAAAGAUGAAAAGGGUAUCCAACAUCGAGCAUUCCUAUCAAGGGAUACGAGGAGUGAAAUUAUAUUGUCCAGUGGAGCGAUUGGGAGCCCUCAACUCCUGCUUCUUAGUGGGAUCGGACCAAAAGCAGACCUUAAGAAAUUUAACAUACCUACGGUGCUUAACAAUCCAUUUGUAGGGAAAGGGAUGGCUGAUAACCCCCUCAACACAAUCUUCAUUCCCACCAAUGGCCCUGUUCAACAGUCGCUUAUACAGACUGUUGGAAUUACCAAGAUGGGAGUGUACAUUGAAGCCAGCAGUGGAUUUGGACAGUCCACGGACAGCAUUCAGUGCCAUCAUGGAAUCCUUUCAGCUGAGCUUGGGCAGCUUUCUACAAUUCCACCCAAACUAAGAACACAAGAGGCAAUUCAAGCAUACAGAAAAAGAAAAAGAGACCUUCCACAUGAAGUCUUCAAGGGAGGUUUCAUUUUAGAAAAGAUUGCCAGGCCUUUGUCAACAGGCAAAAUUACCCUGAUCAACACCAAUGUUGACGACAACCCCUCCAUCACCUUCAACUACUUCAGCCAUCCUCGUGAUUUACAGAAAUGUGUCAAUGGUAUACGCAUUAUGGAGAAGAUUGUAAACUCAAACCGUUUCACCAAUAUCUCACAGUGCAAGAAAGAAACGAUUGAGAAGGUGCUCAAUAUGAGCGUGCAGGCCAAUGUUAACCUCAUACCAAAGCAAACAAAUGACACCAAGUUCUUGGAGCAGUUCUGUAAAGACACUGUAGUCACAAUUUGGCACUACCAUGGUGGAUGUCACGUCGGCAAGGUGGUAGGUCCUGAUUAUAAGGUCCUCGGUGUCCAAAGGCUCCGUGUCGUGGAUGGUUCAAUAUUCAGAGAUUCUCCAGGCACUAAUCCUCAAGCCACAGUGAUGAUGAUGGGAAGAUACAUGGGAGUGAAGAUAUUAAGAAAAAGAUUAGGAAGAGCGGCAGGCAUUUAGACUUCUGCACUGUAAUCCAUUGAAGAGAUCAAUGAACAUUGUUUGUCCACAACGUAAUUUUUGUGACUUGUAUUUGCUGGUUGGUGUUAUAUAGAUAGAACGGCAAUGGUUGCUUCCAUUCAAUUCAAUCCAUUGUAUGUAUUCAGAAGAAGUUUGUGUCAUCCUGUCCGUCAACCUUCAGUUGGUUACUUAAGCUUGUUGCCGACUGUUGUUUCAUUUCUUGCUUGUUGGCAGUGUACAAUAUAAAGUAUUUCAAGUUAAAAGCUUCAUGGUUUUGUGAA
Coffea eugenioides is the source of this 2242-nucleotide messenger RNA. Its product is annotated as protein HOTHEAD. The record is from RefSeq and is a predicted model, not a curated record. The coding region runs from base 168 to 1961 and encodes 597 amino acids. Lineage: Eukaryota; Viridiplantae; Streptophyta; Magnoliopsida; Gentianales; Rubiaceae. The transcript has 6 exons. Gene Ontology annotation, molecular function: flavin adenine dinucleotide binding; oxidoreductase activity, acting on CH-OH group of donors.